AAUGUUCUAGGCAAGGCAUGACGCAUGACGCAUGAUGUAUCCUUCUUUCCCUUUGAAUCUAUAAUACUAGAGUCCAGAGAAGAACACUCUACCGGUGUCACUGCGAAUCUGAAUCAACAUCAACAUCAACAUCGAAUUGCAUCGAAUUCUCAACAUGUUCGGAGUAGUUUUCCCCAACCGGAGCUUCCCCAUGGACAUCUCAACCUUCGCUCAAAUCGACACCUUCCACUGGCUCCUCGACAUGAACACUUUCGCGAGGCGUACGACCAGGUUCGCGAGCUCUGCAUCUUCCUCCUCAACGGCCUCACCCUCCCGCCGGAGAAGGCCCUCGCCGUCUACAUCCAGUCGCCGGGCUCGCCCUUCGUCUUCUGCGGCGCCGUCACGGUGGCGCGCCCCUCCGCCGUCCUUCCCCUCGCGUGGCCGGAGCCCGGCGCCGCCGGACCGCUGCAGCUGACGGCGGACGCGCAGCCGCUGUCGGCGAAGAUCGGCGUGUCGGUGGAGGAUCUGGCGUCGCUGCCGUCGCUCGACGCCAUGGCGGAGAAGCGAAUCGAAGGGUUGGCGAUGAAGGUCGGAGAGAACCUCUUCAAUUUCAUGCAAUCGUUCUGUGGUGUUGAUGGGUCCAAGUUGGUUGUUCCCAUGGAUAUAUUGGACCGCUGGUUCAAGAAGUUUCAGGAACGGGCCAAGCGUGACCCUGAAUACUUGAAGGGUUUCGCUUUGUGAGCCGAAUAUUUUUUAUAUAUUUAAUUUUAACGGUGUAAGAUGAUAAUGAUAGAAAUAGAAAUAGGAGCUUAUCUUGUGUUGUGAUUCUAAUUUCAAAAAGUGUAUUUCUGUGAAAAAACCUGCUUCAGUUCAUGAUUUUGUGUUUUGAGAGGAGAUUUUGUUAUUUAGGAGAGUGGGAGGAAUUGAAGUUGAAGUGUUUAAUUGAUGAAAAUUAAGGAUUCAUCAUGGUUUAGGGCCUGGAAGUGUGAUCUGUGUUUGAAUUUUGAAGGUUCUAACAAUUUUGUUGUGUGUUUGGUUUAUAAUUGUCACAACUUUCAAGACACUUCAAGUAGAAGUUUGUGUCUUGUUGCCAUGAGUCAAAUUGAUUUUUGAGCA
This is a messenger RNA of Cajanus cajan (pigeon pea), 1095 nucleotides long. Its product is annotated as hikeshi-like protein. Gene Ontology annotation, cellular component: nucleus; cytosol. Gene Ontology annotation, molecular function: nuclear import signal receptor activity. The record is from RefSeq and is a predicted model, not a curated record. Lineage: Eukaryota; Viridiplantae; Streptophyta; Magnoliopsida; Fabales; Fabaceae. Gene Ontology annotation, biological process: protein import into nucleus.